GCCCUGCAUCAUUUCUGCUCCCAGUGGUAGGCUUCCUCUGCAUUUUCUCCCUACUCUUCCCUUUCUUUGCUAAUCGCUUGCUACAAGAGUGCCAUGGCUGCCUCCGUCUCCACAGUCGGAGUUGUGAACAGAACCCUACUGAGCUUCAAUGGAUCAGGAGGAGGAAGCUCGGUUCCAAGCUCAGCGUUCUUGGGAAGCAGCUUGAAGAAGGUUCAGUCGAGAAUCCCAAACAUGAAGUUGAGCCCUGGAUGCUUGAAGAUUGUGGCGGAGAAAGAGAUAGACGAGGAGAGCCAGACAGAUGGAGACAGAUGGAGGGGUCUGGCAUACGAUAUAUCGGAUGAUCAGCAAGACAUCACGAGGGGGAAGGGUAUGGUCGACAGCCUUUUCCAAGCCCCUAUGCAAACCGGAACUCACUACGCUGUCAUGAGCUCUUAUGAGUACCUCAGCCAGGGGCUUCGCCAGUACGGCGACCUUGACAACAUGCUUGAUGGCUUCUACAUUGCCCCUGCUUUUAUGGACAAGCUUGUUGUUCACAUCACCAAGAACUUCAUGACCCUCCCCAACAUCAAGGUUCCUCUCAUUCUUGGUAUCUGGGGAGGCAAGGGUCAAGGAAAGUCGUUCCAAUGUGAACUUGUUUUUGCCAAGAUGGGAAUCAACCCAAUCAUGAUGAGUGCUGGAGAGUUGGAAAGUGGAAACGCAGGAGAGCCGGCCAAGCUGAUCAGGCAGAGAUACCGUGAGGCGGCAGACAUGAUCAAGAAGGGGAAGAUGUGCUGCCUCUUCAUCAACGAUCUUGACGCAGGAGCUGGUCGUAUGGGCGGAACCACCCAAUACACAGUCAACAACCAGAUGGUCAACGCCACCCUCAUGAACAUUGCUGACAACCCAACCAACGUGCAGCUCCCCGGUAUGUACAACAAGGAAGAGAACGCACGUGUCCCCAUCAUCGUCACCGGAAACGAUUUCUCCACUCUCUACGCUCCUCUUAUCCGUGACGGUCGUAUGGAGAAGUUCUACUGGGCUCCCACAAGGGAAGACCGUAUUGGUGUCUGCACCGGUAUCUUCCGUACCGACAAUGUUCCCGCCGAGGACAUUGUCAAGCUUGUUGACACUUUCCCCGGCCAAUCCAUUGAUUUCUUCGGUGCACUUCGGGCGAGAGUGUACGACGACGAAGUUAGGAAGUGGAUCUCAGGAGUUGGAGUGGAGGGAGUUGGAAAGAAGCUUGUGAACUCAAAGGAAGGACCACCAACAUUUGAGCAACCAAAGAUGACACUGGAGAAGCUGUUGGAGUACGGAAACAUGCUUGUGCAAGAACAGGAGAACGUGAAGAGAGUCCAGUUGGCUGACAAGUACUUGAAUGAGGCUGCUCUUGGUGACGCCAAUGCAGAUGCCAUCAACAGUGGAGCCUUUUUCGGCGCCCAGACAUAAUUCAUCAUGUUUCUUAGCGUUUUCGUUUCUGUUAUUACGUGCACGAACAACAACAUGCUAAGUGUACAAUAAUUUUUCUUCUCUUCUCUUAUCCUCUUUUAUAUUCUGGAUUCCUGUCCUCUAUAAUUUUGAGUUAUAUUUGUCUACCAUGUUACUGAAAUCCACUUUUCUGCCCUUCUCUUUAA
This is a messenger RNA of Arachis stenosperma, 1610 nucleotides long. RefSeq names its product ribulose bisphosphate carboxylase/oxygenase activase, chloroplastic. Lineage: Eukaryota; Viridiplantae; Streptophyta; Magnoliopsida; Fabales; Fabaceae. Gene Ontology annotation, cellular component: chloroplast stroma; thylakoid. The coding region runs from base 94 to 1425 and encodes 443 amino acids. The transcript has a single exon. The record is from RefSeq and is a predicted model, not a curated record. Gene Ontology annotation, molecular function: ATP binding; ATP hydrolysis activity; ribulose-1,5-bisphosphate carboxylase/oxygenase activator activity.